AUGGGAGAGGGUCAUGGGUGGAUGGGAGAGGGUCUGGGUCGAUGGGAGAGGGUCAUGGGUGGAUGGGAGAGGGUCUGGGUCGAUGGGAGAGGGUCUGGGUCGAUGGGAGAGGGUCUGGGCAGAUGGGAGAGAGGGUCUGGGCAGAUGGGAGAGGGUCAUGGGUCGAUGGGAGAGGGUCAUGGGUGGAUGGGAGGAGGGUCUGGGUCGAUGGGAGAGGGUCAUGGGUGGAUGGGAGAGGGUCUGGGUCGAUGGGAGAGGGUCAUGGGUGGAUGGGAGAGGGUCAUGGGUGGAUGGGAGAGGGUCUGGGUCGAUGGGAGAGGGUCAUGGGUGGAUGGGAGAGGGUCUGGGUCGAUGGGAGAGGGUCAUGGGUCGAUGGGAGAGGAUCAUGGGUGGAUGGGAGAGGGUCAUGGGUGGAUGGGAGAGGGUCAUGGGCAGAUGGGAGAGGGUCAUGGGUGGAUGGGAGAGGGUCAUGGGUCGAUGGGAGAGGGUCUGGGUCGAUGGGAGAGGGUCAUGGGCAGAUGGGAGAGGGUCAUGGGUGGAUGGGAGAGGGUCAUGGGUCGAUGGGAGAGGGUCUGGGUCGAUGGGAGAGGGUCAUGGGUCGAUGGGAGAGGGUCAUGGGUGGAUGGGAGAGGGUCAUGGGUGGAUGGGAGAGGGUCAUGGGUGGAUGGGAGAGGAUCAUGGGUGGAUGGGAGAGGGUCUGGGUCGAUGGGAGAGGGUCAUGGGUCGAUGGGAGAGGGUCAUGGGUGGAUGGGAGAGGGUCAUGGGUGGAUGGGAGAGGGUCAUGGGUCGAUGGGAGAGGGUCAUGGGUGGAUGGGAGAGGGUCAUGGGCAGAUGGGAGAGGGUCAUGGGUGGAUGGGAGAGGGUCAUGGGUGGAUGGGAGAGGGUCAUGGGUGGAUGGGAGAGGGUCUGGGUCGAUGGGAGAGGGUCAUGGGUCGAUGGGAGAGGGUCAUGGGUGGAUGGGAGAGGGUCAUGGGUGGAUGGGAGAGGGUCAUGGGUCGAUGGGAGAGGGUCAUGGGUGGAUGGGAGAGGGUCAUGGGCAGAUGGGAGAGGGUCAUGGGUCGAUGGGAGAGGGUCAUGGGUGGAUGGAGAGGGUCAUGGGUGGAUGGGAGAGGGUCAUGGGUCGAUGGGAGAGGGUCAUGGGUGGAUGGGGAGGGUCAUGGGCAGAUGGGAGAGGUCAUGGGUGGAUGGGAGAGGGUCAUGGGCAGAUGGGAGAGGGUCAUGGGUGGAUGGGAGAGGGUCAUGGGUGGGAUGGGUAUGGUGAGGGGUGGAUGGGAGAGGGUCAUGGGGAUGGAGAGGUCAUGGGCAUGGGAGAGGGUCAUGGGUGGAUGGGAGAGGAUCAUGGGUGGAUGGGAGAGGGUCAUGGGUGGAUGGGAGAGGGUCAUGGGUGGAUGGGAGAGGGUCAUGGGUGGAUGGGAGAGGGUCAUGGGUGAACGUGUUUGCUCUGGUCUUCAGGUGAACGGUCAGAACGUGGUGAAGGUCGGACAUCGACAGGUGGUGAACAUGAUCCGACAGGGAGGCAACAGCCUCAUGGUGAAGGUCGUCAUGGUAACACGUAACCCCGACAUGGACGACGGCUCGCGGAAGAAAAUUUCUCAGCAGAGCAAGAGGCUGAGCACUCCGGCCAUCGCGCUCCGAUCCAAAUCCAUGACCUCGGAGUUGGAGGAGAUGGUCCGAGCUGCAGCUGCAGGAGGCGCUGCAGCUGUAGGAGGAGCUGCAGCUGCAGGAGGCGCUGCAGCUGCAGGAGGCGCUGCAGCUACAGGAGGAGCUGCUGCAGCUGCAGGAGGCGCUGCAGCUGUAGGAGGAGCUGCAGCUGCAGGAGGAGCUGCAGGAGGAGCUGCAGGAGGAGCUGCAGCUACAGGAGGAGCUGCAGCUGCAGGAGGCGCUGCAGCUACAGGAGGAGCUGCAGCUGCAGGAGGCGCUGCAGGAGGAGCUGCCAAACACCACCACGGUUAUCUUCUUUUGUUUGUUGCAGAAUUCGAAUCGUCCCAAGUGUCGGAGAAGAAGAGGACGGUCUAUCAGAUGGCUCUGAAUAAAUUAGAUGAAAUUCUUGCAGCCGCUCAGCAGACGAUCAACACCAACGAGGCUCCGGGGACACGGGGCCAGGGGCCCAAACGGGACCGGGGCCGGAGCUUCUACGGCAACGAGGGCUAUGGAGACCCGUCUGGGAUGGGGGCGAUGUCUUCAGGGUUAGGCCUGGGCUACGACCGCGGGCAGUUCUCUGGUCACGGCCCGCCGCACGGUAUGCUGCGGCAGAAGUCCAUCGGGACCCCUGAGGAGGAGAUGAAGCAGUAUCUUGGUCCUCCGACCAUGAAGUUUGUCCGCAGUCUGUCUGUGCCUGGCCCGGACGACAUCCCCCCUCCCCCCACCACCGCCCCUCCAGAACCCCCCUUCUCCUCUGCACCUCCUUUGGGAUGGAGAACCAAAUCCUCCCAGCAGCCCUCUGUGUCCAUGUCCCAGGCCUCCGCCACCUCUGCCCACUACCAGUCUUACUCCCAACAGCCUGUGCACUUCACCCACGGGGGCAGGGAGAGAGCUGGAGCUGCAGCCGGAGCCAUGGACCACGCCAUCUACGCACACGUGUCCACCGCCCACGCCGUCCAGAGCCGUGCAGCCUCGCGGAAGGUGGCGUACCCUGGGGAAACUGCUGCUGCUGGAAUGGGAGCGGGAGCGGUGGCGAAGGCUGCUGUUCUCAGGCGAGGGUAUAGCACCGCCGCCAUCCCGCCUUCGAGCAUCGCUGCAGUGAUGCCCCAGCAACAGCAGCCUGCCCAGGGUCCACCGCAGCGGACAGAGCGGAGCGCAGUGGGGGCGGGUGGGCCGAAAGGACAAGCCAGGAGAGGCAAAGGUCCUCUUGUGAAGCAAUCCAAGGUGGAGGACUUGCGGGGGGGACAGGCAGCACUUGGGAGUAAAGGUUCAGUGGAGAAAAGCUCAAUCCCAAUCCCAACUAUCAUUGUCAAAGCGCCUUCGACAAGCAGCAGUGGCCGUAGCAGCCAAGGUAGCAGCGUAGAAGCAGACGUUCCCGGUACUGGAGAGUCGGAAGAGUCCAAAACGCCUCUUCCUCCAUCUACCCCUGCCCCUCAGCCUCCAGCACCACCCUCUGUCCCAGCACCUCCACCUCCUUCUAUGCGAGAUAAUAUGGACUAUACGAGCCAGUUCGGUGCAGCAAUCGUAGACGCAGACGAUGGAUUUGUGUAUGCAGACCCCCUUCCGCCUCCGCGAGAAUUCGCCAAUAGCUUUGACAGAGGUCAGGGAAGUGCAAUGGCAAGGUCCAUCGCCGUCGCAAGUUUCGCCCAAUCCUCCCAUGUCGCCUUCCACUCUCCAAACGUCAUCGGCCAGAGGGCAACCACAGCCGUCUGUGUCACCUCCUCCAGGAUCCUACCAUCGCCCCUUUUCAAUGUCCCAUCAUCACCUUUACAACAGCAGCCACGCCCCAGCUCGUGCUUCUUCUCCCACUCCUCCACAACAACACACCGUGACGCCACCCCCAGCCUACAGAGGCCCUCCCGCACAUCCACAAGCAACCUCCACCUCCGUCUCUGUUCGUGGGACCUCUUCCCAAACGAUGAACGCGACCUGCGCAUCCACGUCUACUACUACUACUUCUUCCACCACAACAAGCACUUCCACGCAGCUUUACCAUGA
Messenger RNA from Knipowitschia caucasica, 3639 nucleotides. The record is from the annotation of a GenBank genome assembly. NCBI's taxonomy places the organism in Eukaryota, Metazoa, Chordata, Actinopteri, Gobiiformes, Gobiidae.